Kwoniella botswanensis is the source of this 648-nucleotide messenger RNA. RefSeq lists its product as uncharacterized. The record is from RefSeq and is a predicted model, not a curated record. The transcript is spliced from 2 exons. NCBI's taxonomy places the organism in Eukaryota, Fungi, Basidiomycota, Tremellomycetes, Tremellales, Cryptococcaceae. The coding region runs from base 1 to 648 and encodes 215 amino acids.
AUGUCGAAUCAACAAGGUCAUCCAGGUUAUCCAGGUUAUCUCCAUUCUGAUCACACGUACCAGGAAGGAGAUCCAUACGGAAACGAGGGAUAUUCCCAACAGCAAGUGGCUCAGGAUAUGGCAGAUGCCGAACGAUAUGCCCAUCCCCCUCAUUCGCCUCUAAUGAGUACUUCUCGCCUGCAACGAAAUGGCAUGUCCACGUAUCCUCCGAGUAUGCCCGAAACCCAGGAAGGGGAGACUCCCAGUGAAGCUACUCACGCAUACUCCGGUACUACCGGGGUCAACGAUGAAAGUGCCCUAAGAAGAAUGCUAGGAAUGACACCCGUGCAACAAGCUCCGACAGGUACAGGUACAGAUGCUGGUGUAACUCAAUAUGAGGCGUUUCAGCCAUCUCCACCUGCGAGGAGCUUCACCGCCCCUUCCACUUGCUCUUCGAUGGACCCUCCGGCAACUAAAGCUGAGUCUACUGAAGGCACCCAUGAGCAACCUGCUGGAGGGGACGACAAGAUGGACGAACACUUCCCGUCUCUCCAAAGAGCUCAUACUUCCACUAGUCAAAAUUCGAUAGGAGGGACUUCACGUUUUCCUGGUUCGGGUCGAAAGCGUGGAGGUAAACGGAAAUAUGAAAGUCUUGAUUGGAAAUCAUAA